This is a messenger RNA of Vitrella brassicaformis, 3122 nucleotides long. The record is from the annotation of a GenBank genome assembly. Lineage: Eukaryota; Vitrellaceae.
UUCAGGUGCUCUACACGGACGUUUGAUGGAUUCAUCUAUCUGCAAUGAGUGGAGUCCCCACUGACUCCGGUGGACUCACACAAAGAACGCCCUUUCGCUCUCUGUCCCGCUUUGCCUCCCACCCCCGCCACCACCUCAGUCCCACAGUGCACUCACACGGCACCGAAAGACCAAGGUGACGGUGGCCGUGGUAGACAGAAGGCAGGCCAGUGAGCUGCCGGGAGGUGUGUCCAAUGCAACGACGAGAUGACAGACUGACUGAGGGUCUCAUGUCGGGCAGAUACACAGGGCCGGCCUGUCUGUCUGUCUGUCUGGUGUGUGUGGGUGUUGCUUGCUUCCUUUGGUCUGUCCUCUCUGUCCUCCGGCCGCCGCCCCGCCACCGAUCCACCACACACCAUGCCACGAGUGACAUGGAAGGGUGGCGAGCAUGGCGACGAAGGACGACGAGAGGGACAGACGAAAGGCGACACUCAAGGAUGAAGGCAAAACACAGCAACAACAUGUUUAUCUUCCUCCCCGUCUGUCUGUCUGUCUGUCUGUCUGUCUGUCAAAGACAACAGUGGCGGCUGACCAUGGUCGACGGAAAAGGGAGAGGACCACCAUUCAUUCGUCAAACCAUGCCAGUGGCGGCCAGCUUGGGGCCGCUGUCUGAUACCCAGACACUUACAUACAUAAGCAUGAGCGAUAUGGACUGACUGCUCCCGGCCGGUGGGCAUAGCAGCCUAGUAUUACUUACCCACACCCUUCACACUGACACUCACAGGCUACAGCCGAGGGCCCGUACCGUACACCACCUUACCACGCACACAGACGAUAUGCACACAUCUAUAUAUAGACCAGACACCAAAGCCUCUCCCGCCCGCCGGCAACGCGCCAUGCAGGGAGUCUGGCACUAAAGGGAGGGAGAAGAAAAUCGCGCAGUGAUGUGUUGCUCGGUCGGUCGGUCACACGGAGAGCUCUGGGCGCCCCUCGCGGGACUCGUCGAGCACCUCCCUGAUCCAGUAGUUCAUCUCGCGCACGCCUUCGGCUAUCUGCGCAGACCGACAGAUGGAGGCCCUCUGCACGCACACACACACACACAGAGAGAGAGAGAGAGGUCAGGGUAAACGUGGCCGCUAUCCAUCUCUCCAUCUAGACCUCGAAGCCUGGUGGGAAGCUCUGCUCGCCAUAGAAACCCCACUGCAUUGCAUAUCAAAUGCCAGCACACACACACACGGGGGGGUUUGAGGAGCCGGUGAGGCUGGCAGGCAGGCAGGCAGGCAGUGAGUGCGGGAUUGAGCAACUGACCUGGUCAUGGUUGCCGCCCUCAACUAUGUGCCACGCAAAGUUGCCCCUGGGGAUGAUAUUUGCCGACAAGAACCGCUCAUCGAUCGUCCGAAUGGCAACUGACACACAACCCCAGCGAUCCACCCGCGCCCGCAACUGUCUGUCUCUUCUGGUGCUCACUAUCAACUUCAUCAUCGCCCUCUCUGAGAAAGUCCCGUGAGCCGACCACCAGCAGGAAUCGGAGUCUCGCCGCCCCCUCGCUGCCCUCCUCAGCCAGGCGGGUGAAGUUGGCGGUGCCGACCGCUCCAAGUGACCCCGCCACCAACACCCCGCCACGGACACGUGGGACGGAUGACGGUGUCGCCAUGUCGCUGAACGCCUCACAGAAGGCACCCACUGCGUAGCCGCCUGGGAAGCAGAUCCAUUCAUCCACAGACAGACAGACAGACAGAUGUUCAGACAUCCGCCACGCUGUGUGUUAUGCGUUCGCACCUGCCGAGUGUCCCAUUGCGAACCAGUCGGUGGUCUCAUUGCCGAACUUCUCGAGCACGGUGCCGCCCUGAUCCACCGGACUGAUGGGCGAGAGGUUGAUGGGCGAGAUGAGGGCCACAAUGAGGUACCCCCUGGCAGCCAGAGGCCGCAGCAGCCCGGCGUAGGCCUCGGUCGGGACGUAGGCACCCACAUAGAAGACGAUGCCGGCACGGUAGGGCUUCCUAUCCCCGCCGCCGCCGCCGCCCCGAAAGACAAUCCACCCCCUCUUCUCGUCGGUCUCCACCUGGACGCCAUCGCCGCUCCGCAGGUACUGCUUGCCCUGGUGCUCCACAGCGGGGUAGUGCAGGCCGCCUAGCACCAGCUGGAGAGGCCGGUCCGUGAAGGAGUCAUUCGAGCUGCCGAUGAGUGCGUCAACGAGCCUCUGCCGCUCGUCGAGGCGUGCAUUGGGGGCGAAAGAGUCGUCGUGUGUGUUUGGCACGGAUGGCGGUGGGCAUGGCAGCUCGUGCCAGGCCAAGUCGGCAUGGGUGACGUUGGGCAGCAGCUUGACAAGGGGGUUGAUGGGGUAGUGGGACAGGGAGGCCUGGAUGGCCGACAGGGGGACGGUCUCAUCGCUUUCACCGCCAAAGACCUGCACGAGGAUGUUCUUCUCCCUCAGCGUCUUGCGCUGGUCCUCAGGCACCCCCCCUAGAACGACCAGGCCUUUCACCUGGGAACCGGACACACAGACACACACACAGACACAGAUGCAGAGCGAUGGACAAUCAAUCGCAUGGUCAACAGGCGAGAGUGAAUGCACUGCAUUGCAUGUCUGUCUUGCCUUCGGAUGGAAGUUCAGGGCGAACUGCACAGCGGUCCUGACGCCCUUGCCCUGCCCGAGCACACCCCAAAACGCCACCUCGUGCUUCUCCAUCUCCUCCAGUAGGUCCCACACACACGUGCUACACGAAGGCACGAUCACCAAAGCGUUCCGCAGAAACCCUCCGCCCAUCACCAGCUCCGUCACCAGCUGGUGCGCCAGCGGCGCAAGGGCCCAAGAGUCGAUGGCAGGAUCAGGGAAGAUCAGCAGGCCGCGCAGCGACUCAUUGGCAGCAGCAGUGCGGCCUUGGAAGGUAAGAGUCCCCGCCGUGUCGGUGACGUUGAUGCUCUCGGUUGAUUCCAGAUAAGGCCGCACCGCCUCGAUGGGUCUGCAGAUGGGGUCAGACACUUGGGAAGCGGCAUGAGCGAUGAGAAGCGCCCAGAGCCCGGAGUUCUGAAUGAAUCUUGGCAUGCCGUCGAGGAAGGAGUUAUAGAUCACAGCGUAGCUCAAGUUGCGAGUAGAAGUGUGAGGAAAGCAGAGACAGAAGACCGGCCCGCUGUGUCAGAGG